UGUCUGUCUCUCUCUCAAAAAUAAACAUUAAAAAGUAAAAUAAAAAAUAAAAUAAAUCUUAAAAAAAUAAAACACGAAGUUUAGAAAACCAAAUUUAUCAGGCUUAGGGGCCAGGGAAAGAAGGUGUAAGAAGUAGUAAGUCUGGGAUGACCCAGGUUUUGCUUCUGACUCUGUGCCCUUGGGCAAGACAUCAAACACCCAUGUCUAAGGAGGGUAUGGGACUUCGUGGCCACUCAAGUGCUGGGGCCUUCCUCGUGAGGGAAUACUAGUAACCAGAACCUUAAUCAGAUCUUUCUCACUAUUGCAGUAAAAUAGCUGAUGCUAAAAAUUAGACCCCAUGGCACUAGAGAUGCAGGAAAAUGAAUUCAAAUUCAAAAGAAAAGGUGUGAGAUCUAAGUUUAGGGUUAGGUAUUUCAUUGAGCUGAGUACAGCACCUGACAUAUAGCAGGCGUUUAAUAAGUGAAUGGAUGACAGGUGGAUGGACGGAUGGAAGGUCAGUCCUUCCCUGGUGGUGAUGGACCUGGGGACAGAGAAACCUGCAGUCGAGUCCUGAUCCACAUGAACACAGUGAAGGAGGCAAAAGUAUAGGCCUUAAUUUCUUCCUGUGUAAAAUAAAACCGAGAUGGCACUUCACAAGGUAAUGAGGAUUAAGUGAGAAAAUGCUUAGUUCAGGUCCUAGUACGUAGGAAGCACACAAUUUUGUGAUCAGAUCCUCUGAGGACUUCUCUGAGGAACAAAAAGGCUCCAGGGGCGAGAAGUGUGCAGGUCGGAAAUCUGUUAGCCUUCCAGGCUUCUGCUGGACUCUGUACCUUGUCUCUGAGAGUGGGACCUCUUUCUCCUGGGACCCACGAUGAGCUCAAGGACUCUAAGAUGAGGCCCAGAAGUUAAGUGGGCUCUGUGAGCCCCAAUUUCAGCCUCCUUUGCCCAGAAAACCAGCAGAGUCUUGGUCUGUGCAGCUGGGAGAAAUGGACCCAGGCCUGAGCACUGCGGGUGGGGCUGCUGUCAACGUCCUUUCUGCAGGAGGAUGGGGAAGCAGUGUCUGAGGUGAGGCUCAGUUGACCUUCCAGUGAAGUCUAUGUGUUGACCAGGAAGGCCUCAGCUCUUUCAGAAUUCCUAGGCCAGACCUGGCAACACAUUUGCGUGCAUUUAAGAUAUCUCAGGGAGACUUGUUGAAUGUAGCCGACUUUCAUAAAAUCUGGAAAACAAGAGGUCUUUCCAGCAACCCAUGGGGAUGUUCCUCGCUCUAAAUGAACAGUUUCUGGUUUAGGAAGGAGAACUUUCUAAUGUUAGAUUUCUCUUGGGCCUUUCCUUCUAACAGCAGUUUUUCCCCCAUAGUUCAGCUAAAAUUGAUGCAGGCAGAAGAGUAUUAGUGGGAGUGUACCUAUCAGCAUACAACCAUAUAUUUAUUGGUUAUGUGCCUCUAGGAAGCAAUCAAAAACUGACUGCUCAGCCACAAAAAUAUAUACAACUCAGAGAAGGGUGAGGGUUGCCUUUUGUAAGGUGAGGUCACCAUAGGGAGGUCAUAUCCAUUGGGCCAAAAGAGCUCAUUUUAGGACGCUGUGUUUUUUCGGUUGAGAAGCAGCCUAAUCUUCCCUAACCAUUCCCAGUUUAAGAGGUCUGAGAAUACUUCAGAAGUAAGACAAAGGAAAAUGUUCUACAGUCUCCUCCGGGUUACCCAAGGCCGAAUUCCCGCAGGCGGGGCAGGGGAAACGCAAAUCAGCGUGGCACUCUCUUUCACAAAACCUCCAGAGGGGAUGAAGCCAUUGAAGGGCUAGGGGUGAAUUCUCCUUAAUGCAUUUUUGCUCUUAAAGAAUAUUCUGUGGAGCCUUCAAACAGUUUUCCAUACUUCUGUCUCUGCAGAUUCCCCAGGCGGAGACGGUCGUAGGCCUUAAUAAGCCGUAUUAGUGACCACCAGAGACGGAAAUCGCUAAUUACGAAGUCCCCUUUGAUCUCCCCCAGCCGUUUGGUUCCCGACACUGGAGGUUCAGGCAUCUAUGCUUUCUUAGAACUGGAUGCGACUAGCGAGCCUUAGAGUCCGACCUCGGGCCUGCAGUUUAACUUAUGCGCCGAGGUCUGGAUCAGAUUUUAAAAAAUUUCCAGACUGCCCAGAUUUUAAAACCAGCCACAGAGCUAGUGUGCGGCUGGAAGCUAACAAACGCCCAAGUAUCUGAUUAAUUUCAGUAACUCAGGACCUCCGCGCUUUAAAUUUUGGGGGCAGAGUGGGGAAAUAAAUUAUUUAAAAUUUCCAAUUCGCUGCCUUUCUCCCCUUCUCCAUCUUCUGCUUUCAAUUCGUUUGUGGGAAAUGGAGUUUUCUCCUCUAUGCUGGGACUGUAAUGUGAUUCGGGAUCACUUGUGAAAUGAACAGAAGUCACCACCGGCAAACGGGACCACUGGGGCAGAACGCUGACGGCAGGCCGGAGGUGAGAGCAAAGGCUGGGCCUCCGAGGAUAAUUAGAAGCCAGCCUCCUCCCCGCCUGGUCUCCGUGGCCCCCCUUCAUCUUCCAGGUAAGAUGAAUGGCCCUUCAUCCAUCAUCCACAGCCCAGCCUCCUCCCCCAGGCAAGCGGAGAAUCUGCUACCCUAAGAAACCUAUUAGCCCCGAAUUGGGCAGCUUUGUGGAGCCAACCGAGGCUCUCUAUUGUGGCCUUUGUCUGCGGAAUUUAAGCAUUUACAUGACGCAUUAGCACGGAACUCCGCGCAGGGUCGGAACACCGCGUGCCAAACCUGGCGCGGACCGCGAGUUAGCAGCUCCCUCACCCGGCUGCUCCCGGGGACCACCCUCGCCGUUGCGCCUGGGUCACGCUGUAGGCGCUCUGGCAAGGAACGCCAUACCACAUCCUUCCUUGGCCACCUCCGAGCGGCUGCGCUUUGAAAGAAAUCGGCGACGUUCUGGUGGGUGAACCCGAGCUGGGUCCAUCUGAGCCUGAAGCCAGAGAAAUAAACUUGACUUUAAUCCAGUUCUCCAGGCCGUCGUUGGGGGCUUCGCCGUUUUUCAGCUUACCGUUUGGAGCCGUGCGCUCAACGGUCACUGGUGCCUCCGAAUGCAGAGGCUUCUUGGGUUCUAUUCGCCAGUUUGCGGGACCUGGACGCCGACCCGCGCACCAGCUGAGAGCAAAAAGGAUUCGAGCAAAAAGCAUUUAAAGGGGAGAACGAUCCGCGGCGCGUGGGACUACGGCUCUAGGGAAUUUAGGAAGGAAUCCGCAAGCUUUGGAGGCACGCACUCUUCGCAGAGUAAAUGCAAACAUUUUAGUAAGGAUGAAGAACCCAAUGCUGGAGGCACUGUCCCUCUUGCUGGAGAAGCUGCUCCUCAUCUCCAACUUCAAGCUCUUCAGUUCCGGCGCCCAGAGCGAAAACAAGGCGAGGAACAGUUUCUAUGAGAUCAGCCGUUUCCUGCGCGGCGACGUGCUGGAGGUGCCGCGGACCCACCUGACCCACUACGGCAUCUACCUGGGCGACAACCGUGUCGCCCACAUGAUGCCCGACAUCCUCUUGGCCCUGACCGACGACAAGCGGCUCACCCAGAAGGUGGUCUCCAACAAGCGUCUCAUCCUGGGCGUCAUCGGCAGGGUGGCCAGCGUCCGCGUGGACACAGUGGAGGACUUCGCCUACGGAGCCGACAUCCUGGUCAAUCACCUGGACAAGUCCCUCAAGAGGAAGGCGCUGCUCAACGAAGAGGUGGCGCAGAGAGCGGAGAAGCUGCUGGGCUUGACUUCCUACAGCCUCCUGUGGAACAACUGUGAGCACUUCGUGACCUACUGCAGAUUCGGCACCCCGAUCAGCCCCCAGGCUGACAAGUUCUGUGAGAAUGUGAAGAUAAUUAUUCGUGAUCAGAGAAGUGUUCUUGCUUCAGCAAUCUUGGGAUUGGCGUCUAUAGUCUGUCUGGGCUUGGCAUCGUAUACUACCCUUCCUGCAAUUUUUAUUCCGUUCUUCUUAUGGAUGGCUGGCUGACUUCAUAUCCCCGUGUCAGUGUGUGUAUUCUGUGUGUAAAUAUGUUUAUAUUUAUAGAGCACAAAUCAGUAUAAGCAUCUUCAAGAAAAAUGUGACCUGUAACACUGUGUUCUGGAUAAAAAUGUGAUUAAGAAUCACACAGAGUGCUUACUGUGUAAGCCCAAGAACAAAGGCUUUCUCAAUCUUCUCAGGCAGUUGCAUUUCAAAGCACUGUGCAAAUCUUGGAAACAUGGCAACUUGUAAUAGAGUUCAACAUUACAAGAGAACCAGCCCGUAAGGUGAUGACCGCAGGAGAUUAUUUGCGUGUUUGUUGUUUGUUUUUUUUUCCUCUUGUAAUCCUUGCUCUUGUUAGACCUGAAUUUGAAGACUAUAAGAUUCCUUGAUUGAAAUCACUAACUUUAUUAUAAAUGUAUUCUUUUUCAUUGAAAAACUUACAUUAAACUAAAAGAAUUUCCCUCAUUCAGUUGAAAACAUGUUUGAUGAUUGGCAAAAAAAAAAAAAUUCAUAGUCUUUUUUUUAAUGUAUUCUAUGCAAUUCCCAGUAAGUCAAGAAUAUUUUCAUUACUUGAAACCAUGUUGGCAAAGUUAGAGUUUAAUGAUAAAAUAACGACUGGAACUGUAGAAAUUUGUGUUUUCCUGCAGAAAAAGCUCCUAUAGCAUCAGUUGAACAAUUCGAUUUGACUUUACUCACUAGGAAGCCUGGCAUUCAGUUUUUUCUUUUCCUUUUAUGUGUCACUGGGGUUACUUUAAACCACUCUGAGAAGUAAAUGGGUAUAGGAUUGAAAUAAUUCGGGUAUUUGGAGUGUGUGUCAAUCAAACAUGCAGAUGUCCACAUAUACAUAGACGGAUGAGAGACCAAUUUUGUUCUUGAUUGCUUUAUUAUCCACCAGUGUGGUUACUUCGGCAUCUGCAGAAGUGAGUGUAAAAGUAAUUUUAGUCUGUGUUCUCAUGUCUAUGGUAUGGUUUGCAUAUAUGUCAUUGGGUGGUUUACCUUUUUAAGCACUUACUAAUGUACUGUAUAAUUUUUAAAAGCCGUCAGAUUUGUCUUCUAACAGGUUUCUUCAUUUCAUUGCAAAGUACAGUUUAUAUCCUUCAAAGAAGGAUACCACAAAGAAAUAACUAUUAGAAGUGGUUUUUGAGUGUCUUAGUAACGCCAGGCAUGUAAAAUUGGUUACACUGAGGCUGUGUUAAUAUCAGAGUUGAGAUGUAGUCCUGUUAAAGCAAGCGUUCAAGUAGUUUUGCAGAAUUACCAAAUUGUAAAAACUAAGCCACAAGCUAGACUUGCAUUUCAAAUAUUAAAAUUUCUUUAUAAACUAUCAAGAAUCACAAAAUAAUGAGUCACAUGGUGAGCGUUAGGGGGAGAGUGGGGUCAGUCACUCAGUGAUCCAAUCAGAACAAAUUUAAUAGCAGAUUUUAUAUUCUGUUGGAAUUUAACAUUCAGUUGGAGUUUAAUAAUAAUUAAACUUUGUUUAAUUUAAAUGUUUUAAAUAGUUAAAACAUGAAAUGGUAACACUACAGAAUAAAGUUUCUCUGGGCAUAUUCCAACCACUUAAAAUUAUUUUAAGUAUGUAUACACUAUGAGAACUCCAUUGUAUUAGUGGUUUUUCACUUACUGUUAUUACCCUCGGAGCAAGUGUUUAAAUAAAUUGAUCUUUUAAAAACACGAUGUCCUUCUAAAUAAAUGCCUUUUAUUUA
Molecule: messenger RNA, 5640 nt
Organism: Felis catus (domestic cat)
Lineage: Eukaryota; Metazoa; Chordata; Mammalia; Carnivora; Felidae
Gene: LRAT
Product: lecithin retinol acyltransferase
Exons: 3
Coding region: 3254-3946 (230 amino acids)
Biological process (GO): retinol metabolic process
Molecular function (GO): phosphatidylcholine-retinol O-acyltransferase activity
Source: RefSeq, a predicted model, not a curated record